AUGCAACCGAGAAAUGAUAGAAGUAACUCAGAUGCUCUUGAUGUAGAUGAUCAUCAUCGACAAAAAGAAGAGCUAUUACAAAACCGAGAAAGUUUUCUGCGUAAAUACUUUCAUAAAGCAUGGCCUAAAAAACUCGUCUUUUUACUUGGUAUGAUUCAGUUAGCAAUCAGUUUAUGUAUACUUGGUGUUGAUCUACCAAUUAUUCUUAUGUUUGCACCACGUUGGCAAGUUCUUUGUGGAGUUUGGACAUUUAUAUGUGGUUUCAUUGCUGCUGCAAGUACAAUGCAUUCAGCACGAAAAUUAACUUGGGUAAAACUUGAAAUCACUGCAGCGCUAAAUGUAUUAGGUGCAAUAGCUGCAGCUAUUAGUUUAAUUUUUAAUAUAAUGUUUGCAUCAAAUCCAUAUAGUUGUAUUAUUGCUAGUGGUUGUAAUUAUUUAAACUAUACAUAUACACAAGGUACCUCAUUCUAUAUUGGUGAACUUGUUCUUGAUCUUCUUUUUAUUGCAACGGUUAUUGUUUAUCUUGUUUUAUUCGUGAAAUAUGGUGUUGGUGCUAAAUCAGAUUAUGACAAAGUUCAAAGAGGUUAUCAACAGUCUAGUUUUAGUUCUUUGGGACCAAAUAGCAUGCCGCCACGAAUGCCAAUGUAUCGACCACGACCACCACCGAAUAUGAUGAGUGAAACACCACGACCUGGCUUUAUGCCACGAUAUCCAGGUCAAGCACCAAGAGGAAUGAUGGGACCACGUGGUCCAAUGAUGAGACCUGGUAUGAGAGGUCCUCCACAACAAAGUUUUAGACAACCAGGACCAUAUCAAAAUUCAGUACGUGGUCCUAUGAAUUAA
Molecule: messenger RNA, 843 nt
Organism: Adineta steineri
Lineage: Eukaryota; Metazoa; Rotifera; Eurotatoria; Adinetida; Adinetidae
Source: the annotation of a GenBank genome assembly